UGUUCAUAACAACACACGAAUCACAUCAUUUUAACCUCUGACCUCGCUGAAUCAGGUCAAACUGCUGAGGAACGUGAGCUCGAGCUGCGCGCGGGAGAUUUACUGUUACUUUGUAGCGACUCCUGAGAGAAAACUCGUUCGAUCUGUUACAUUCAAACAGAUGAGGGAAUAUGAGUUCUCAUGCACGUGAUCCUGCAGAAGAUGUGCAGCACCAGCAGGUCACCCAGUCCACAAUCCUCCUCCUGCUCCAGGAGGCCACGAAUCUCGCUCCUCCCGCAGAUGACGGGAGCUUGAGUUCCGGAGCGUCGCGUGGAGAGAAUCCAGACAGCGGCUCACCCAUCCUCUCCGGCCCUCAAGACUCAGAGUUCACAGGCUCUUUCUCUAUAAUGCGAGAGUCUGACCGCAGCAGUGCAUGGGAAGUGAUGCGUCUGAUCAACCAGCAGUGCGAGCGGCUGCUUCAGUCCGGAGGUCCGGUUGAUCUCGACUCAUCAGACGGCACAGAGGGCGUUAUGCUGUCCAGACCUCCCGAGUGUCCUGCUGUUUCCUCCAGCAGCGUCCCAUCCAACGCAUAUUUCUCAGUUGCAGUCGUCUACAGCUCUGAGCCUGUGACCGAUGUGGAGGAAGUUAAAGAAAGCGAUGAUCUCGCUGAACUUAUAAAGACAAACAUGAGUGACGUCAGUGAAAAGUGUUUGACAGAAAACACAUCUGUCGAGUCCAAAGACGAGGGCUGUUCUGAUCAGGGCGAAUCUGUUGUACUGUGCACAGGAAGUGACUGUCCUCUUGACUUCACUUCCUGUUUAGUGUCUGAGCGAGAUACUGAGAGUGCGUGGCUCCCUCUGAACGCCUCUGAAAAUGCAUUUUCAUCACAGCCAGCUGACCUCAACAAUAAUCUCAUAGAGACGUCAUCAUGGGAUGCCCGCAGACGCACGCAGAGGAAACAGCCUCGUCCCGCCCGGAGCCCCGACCCGCAGGACCCUGAUGUGCAGGGCGUCACCUUCAGCAUGUAUCCGGAAGUGGACGGCGACACGCAUCAGAGCAGACUGAUCAUCACCACUAAUUACAGUGAGGAGAUCAGACGCUUGAGAAGGAGCAGGAGCAGCCGCUGCAGAUCUCACCAAACCUGCCAGAGGAGCAGCUGCUCUGAGGAGGAGAGCGACGCCUGCGGUCUGUCCAGGAUUAAGAUGUGUGCGUCCUGCUGUACGAGGAAGACUCCUCUCUGGAGAGACGCUGAAGACGGGACGCCCCUUUGUAACGCCUGUGGGAUCAGGUACAAGAAAUAUCGUGUGCGAUGUCAGAAGUGCUGGAACAUCCCGAAGAAGGAAGCAAACACCAACUCAAAGUGUCUGAAAUGCGGCGACGUCCUGAAGCUGAAGUGCAGCAGCUGGUAGGACUUUCAUUACCUCUUCACAUCUGCUGAAGCUCUCAGAUCUGAGCUUUCUGUGUGCUGAGAUGAACUUGUGACUCUUCAUCUGAAUGAACAGAGAGUCUGUUGUGAUUCAUGAGUCAAAUAACUGAAUCAUUCUCAGGGUCUGUUAUUGCGAACGGACUAAAGCUGUUCAGUUUGGUGCUGUACAUGACUAUUGAUUGUUCACUUAUUUAAUUUACCCAUUUUUCUUGUUUGUGACAUCAUAUUUAUUAAUGAACUUAUUUAUUGAUUAAUGUAUUUUUUUUGGUCACAGUCAUCUCUCUGAUUUGUUUUGUGGCUAUCUGAUGUGUUUGUGUUCAGAGGGUGUUCUGUGCUGGAAUGAAAUAUUAAAUUGUAUUUAUUA
Megalobrama amblycephala (Wuchang bream) is the source of this 1769-nucleotide messenger RNA. RefSeq names its product zinc finger GATA like protein 1 (gene zglp1). Gene Ontology annotation, molecular function: sequence-specific DNA binding; zinc ion binding. The record is from RefSeq and is a predicted model, not a curated record. The coding region runs from base 171 to 1388 and encodes 405 amino acids. The transcript is spliced from 5 exons. Gene Ontology annotation, cellular component: nucleus. Gene Ontology annotation, biological process: oocyte development; regulation of transcription by RNA polymerase II; spermatogenesis. Lineage: Eukaryota; Metazoa; Chordata; Actinopteri; Cypriniformes; Xenocyprididae.